UUAUUUAUUGGGUGUGAGGAGGAAGGAAGACCGCAGAGAUGGCGGAGCAGGUGGAGCUGAAGGUUGAGAAGAUGAUCCCGGAGUUGGAGGAGAUGGAGAGGAUAGGAUUGUUGUCCGAUGUGGAAGUCAGAAAACUAAUUCAGAAAAGGAAGAACUUCGAAUACCGGCUGGCUCGGCGAACCAAAGGCAAAGCAGAAAUCAUCAACUAUGUUAAUUAUGAAAAAAAAUUACUUGAACUGUUGAAACUCCGAAGAAAGCAACUGCAUAUGAAUGAGAAGAAAGAUUCAAUUGACAAUGCCAUUGCAAAGCGCUGCAUAGAAAACCUGAUGACCCUUACUAGGACGUGGCCUCGACACCUUGACACUUGGGCGCUGAGGAUACAAUUUGCAGAGUUUCUUGGCUGGAAGGAAGAGGUAUGCAGGACGUACUAUGCCCAGACGAAGUUCCAUGCAGAGAAAGUAGAUGUAUGGGUUGCCUGGGCAAAAUACGAACUGGAAUGGAAGAGCAAUUUUGAUGGCGCAAGGAAGAUUCUUGUUUCUGGGGCUUCCCAACAUCAUCCAAAGUCUAUCCAGCUAAAGAGAGAGCUUUUUAGACUGGAACUGCUUUACGUGGAGGCUCUGCGCAAGAAGAAAAAGGAAGACAACAUUGCCGGCUUAGAAGAAAUUAUUGCCAAGAAUCGUAAAAAGAUCUUGGAGGGUGCCGUUGCUGAGGUGAUUUACAAAAAUGCGGUGAAGAGUAUACCAGAACCAGAGAUGUAUAUGCAGCUUUACCAAGUGGCCAGUAAAUUUAAAUUUGCUCAGAUGUUGAGAGAGAAGAUAUUCAGAGACCUUUGUGCCGCGUUCCCCCACGCUGAGUGUGUGUACAAGAUAAGAGCCAUACGGGUUGUGACAGGCCUUCCAGACAUGCCCCUCAAGAAGAAGAAUAAGAAAAAGAAGAAAAAGGCCAAUGUAGAAGUAGACAUUCCAGAGGAAAAAGAUGAAAAGACUGAGGAAGAGGAAAGUUCAAAGGAAGAGGAAGAGGAAAGUUCAAAGGAAGAGGAAGAGGAAAACUCAAAGGAAGAGGAAAAUUCAAAGGAAGAAGAAAAUUCAAAGGAAGAAGAAAAUUCAAAGGAAGAAGAAAGUUCAAAGGAAGAGGAAGAGGAAAACUCAGAGGAGGAAGAAAGUUCAAAGGAAGAGGAAAGCUCAAAGGAAGAAGAGAGUGAUUCAGAAGAGGAGACGGAAGCUAAAGAAAAUGAAAAUGUGGAGAUGAAAGAAGGGCUUGAUGUUGAAGAAUCAGGUGGUGAAGCUUUUGGAGAGGAAUCUGUGGAGGCAGGAGCAGAUGAUGAUGUCAAGACGGAACCAGACAGCAUAAAGUUGGACGUUGACGUUGGGAAUUCCCUGAAGCUUGAGAAAGAAGAGCCAGCCUUUGUUUCGCAUCAGAAAAUGAAACCAGUGAAUAAGUUGGAUGUUAUCCUGUCAAUGUUUGACAUGGCCCUGGAAAACAUUGGAGGAGGUUUUCGCCAACAGCUACAUAGAGGAGCUCUUGCCCUUGCUGUACCAGUGCUGGGGUCUCGAUGACAUGACUGAUGUAAUAUACAAAAAGAUUAUGGACAUUUGCUCGUCACAGAAACAAAACUUGUCUGCUUUGAACUUCUACGUUUGGUAUCUAGUUGCAAAGGAGCAGUCCUGCCCUCAUAGCGAGCAGUGUAACAUUCUGAGAAGUGGCGUAGCGCAGCACCCUAAAGCCACACACCUGCAAUUGGAGCUGAUGAAGUGCAUAAUGCAAGGGUCUGAGGACGAGGACGAAGUGCUGGAAGAUUUUGAUAAGAUUGCAAGUGAUGUGAGAGGAAAGUGUGGCCUUGAAUUAUGGGAAGAAAUUGCUAGACAUAUUACAGACAAGGAGAAGAAAUCCGCAAUAUUUUCCCGUGCUUCGGAUCAUAGCAGUGCCACUGUUGCACAGGGCAUGAGAAUCAAGCACCUGCAGCACAUUGCAUCAGAAAAAGGAUUACCAGAGGCAAGGAAACUGUACCAGAAACUGAACUGGACCCCUCCACUCUGCGACAAGUUUCAUGCCAGUAUGGUAGAGCUGGAGUUGUCUCAAGAGGCUGCGGAUGUCAAGAAGAUCAGGGGGGUUUUCACGGCAGCUGUGCAACAGUUUGGGAAAAAACAUCCAGGUUUAUGGUUAGCCUACAUCCAGUUUGAGAAGCGCCACGGAGAUCCAGUACUUAUUGGUGGUCUGGUCACCAAGGCAGAAGAUGAAUUGGAAGUCCACGAAGCCCAGAUUUUCAGGGAGUUGCUUAUGGUUGUACGAGAGCUUCAGGGAGAGGAAAAAGGCAAGAAAAAGAGAAAAAACACACUGAUUGAAGAAAGUAAAAUCAAAGAAUAUGGGGAGGAUGAAGACACAGGGCCGGGGCGACAAGCUCUGGUGAAGCUUUUCGACGAGGACCUUGUGUUGACCUACACCACCAAUCAGAAAAAAGAGGGUUUCUUCUCCCUCGUCCGCAGCAUGAGGAGGCAGACUGAGCAAGGCAAUGAGGAGCAAGCACAGGAAGAUGGAAGCGAGUGGGAGCGAGUUCUGCAGAUGCUCACUGGCCACAAGGUGGUGCUCACAGUUCGACAGGUGAAGGCUGUGCGCUCAAAGGAGGGGAGGAAGAAGAAUGACUCUGAGGACAAGACUUUGAAGUAUCGGAAAAGUUGUGUUUUGAGUGACGAGCUGCAGGUGGGAGAAUUACAGGGGAAGGAUGAAGAUCAACUGCAGAAGGUGCUGGAGAGCUCGCAGACUCUACAGCCAGAGUUCAUGAAGCAGAAGAAGGUGGCUCCUUACCACCUUUCCAAGUAUGCAAAGAAGAAGCAGAGGAAGGCUGAGCGAGGGAAGACCAAGGGAGCUGGGUGGUUUGACAUGAAGGCUCCUGAGAUGACAGAAGAAAUACAGCGGGAUCUGGAGCUCCUUAAGAUGCGUUCUGUCCUGGAUCCAAAGAGGCAUUACAAGAAUAAUGAUAUGAAGGUUUUGCCCAAACAUUUCCACAUUGGCACUGUUGUGGAUUCUCCUGUAGAUUUCUAUGCUUCUCGCAUUCCAAAGAAAAGCCGCAAGAGAACACUGGCGGAAGAGAUCUUGAGCAAUGAAGAAAGUCUAAGGUUCCAGAAACGGAAGUAUGAAGAAAUAGUGGUAGGCAAGCAGAAGCAACGAAAGCGCCCCAACACUGAGAAUAACAGAGACAUGUUUAGAGGCAUAAAUAGAGAUAAGAAAAAUGCUAAAAGGAAAAGGAAAUGAUAUCUAAGGGCAGGAUAUUUUAUGAAGAGUAUAGGGGAGAAAAGGAAAAGGAAAUAGAUAAUGAUUUAUAUCCUUGUUACACUCGGAAAACUGUAAGGAAUCUUUUAAUAAAUUGUUUGAUUAGAA
Messenger RNA from Penaeus monodon (black tiger shrimp), 3375 nucleotides. RefSeq lists its product as uncharacterized. Gene Ontology annotation, molecular function: RNA binding; protein binding. The record is from RefSeq and is a predicted model, not a curated record. Gene Ontology annotation, biological process: RNA processing. The transcript has 17 exons. Gene Ontology annotation, cellular component: nucleolus. Bases 1444 to 3249 code for a protein of 601 amino acids. NCBI's taxonomy places the organism in Eukaryota, Metazoa, Arthropoda, Malacostraca, Decapoda, Penaeidae.